UGUAGCCUCUUUUGAAUGAUACAAACUUUGAGUGUGUGGGAGGCAUCUGUCACAUGCGACUGAGUAGUCGAGUAAAAAAAUAACGACAACCAAAGAACCAGGUGACCCUUUACAACAAGGAAGGAAAAAGACUUCGAUAGGAAAUGUUUUGAACAAAGUAAUGUCGCGAAGCUUCAACAAACCUAACUCUGGAUAAUGUUAAUUGCAAACCAUGGAAUGCAGCAACUGGUAAAGCGCCAUUGAGCGGGAAUAGUCUCCCCGAUGGCGGUUUAAAAAAAAACUGGGCGAGAGAGCAGUGUAGUCCCUUCCUGCAAAAAGCGGUGACUCAAACCUAACCAUCCGGGGCUCCUUAAACUAGUGAACAACUUUUAUUUCAAACUUCCCAGUUUCCUCUGCAUCCGGCGCGCUGUGUAAGUUUCAUUUCUGUACAGUGUUGACGUAUGAUCAGGAACAGAUUUUGGUCUACUUUAUUUUUUGUUUCCACAGGCCGAAUACAUCGUUCCGUUUCCGUGGGGGACAGCGAUCGUAGAUGUUAAAUUGCAAUCUGUUUCAUAUUUUAGAUUUGCAUCAAUCCAUUGUCAGGCGCAGACUAUUCUUGAGGGAGAACGGUUGUGAAAAACAUGUAAUGUCUGCCUGGCGUGUUGGAACAUGCACCUCGCACAGCUGAGCCAUGGUCGAAGAUGGCGGAGUUGUUAUCUUGGGAGGCAGACACCAGCGCUGCGGCAGAGGUGUACCUGGCAGACAACAGGCUGAAUUUAGACGUCUAUCCAAAUGGCACCAGGCACUUUUUGGUGCUGUGCAAUGCUCGCAGGGAGGAGUUACUACAGAUUGAGUUUCUACGACUAAACUGCAAUGAGGAGGAGAUCAGUUCAUCACUUUCCAUCAUUCCUGAACUACGGCAGCUGAAAUCACUCGUGCUUAAAGGUGGUCAUCUAUGGGAUGAAUAUGGCAUGUGUCUGCCUGGUCUCGUUACAACUUUGCCUGUGGAGUUUACACAUCUCCAGCACUUGACCCAUUUGGAUCUGAGCUUCAACAGCUUCACCUCUUUGCCUGAAUGUGUGACGGAUUUAAAGGAGCUGACGGUGCUCUUGCUGAGUCACAACAAGCUGGCUGCGCUGCCCGACAGCAUUGGCAAGCUGGUAAAACUGACUUUUCUUUCCCUGAUGAAAAACCAGCUGAGGGUGCUGCCCGCAAGCGUUGGUGAACUUGUAGCGCUUCAGAGAGCAGACUUGUCCGAAAACGAACUGGAAUUGCUUCCCGACGAGAUAGGAAACCUCUGCAGUUGUACCUGGAUAGACCUUUCGGGGAAUCGACUGAAAACUCUCCCAUCCUCACUUGCAAACAUGACAUCUCUUGGGGAAUUGCAUCUGCACAGCAAUCAACUAGUAACGGUCCUGGCAAGCCUUGCAGACCUCCCCAACUUGUCAAGACUUGCUCUGCAGAACAAUAGUCUGCGCUCGGUGCCUCCUGAGAUUCAAAAUUUCCCCUUUGUGCAUUUGGAGGGCAAUCCAAUAGGGGAGACAGACAGCCCUGAAGAACAAGAACAUGCCGAACCAAAAGAAGUUGUGAGCCGAUACCUUACGUCUAAUUCAGACAGCUUUACUGUUACUGCUGAAGGCUGCAAUGUUGUUUUGCCCUGCGGGAUUGAGAUCCAUUUCCCUCCGGAGGCAGUGUCCUUGGCGGCUGUGAUUUCCUGCAACAUAAUCCCUCCCGACCCCCAGCAGGUGAAACUCGGCCAUCACGACUUCCUACUGAGCCCUGUAUUGGAACUCCUUCCUCACGGUAUACAAUUUGAAAAGGAAGUGAUGAUCUGGAUGCCGUAUAUUAUUCCUCGAGCUGACCACCGAAGAGAAGUUGUGAUGAGAACAUUCAAUGGGAGCUGGACCAACCUGGAGACCAAGAUUUCCAAGUCGCGAUAUGGGGCCUGCUGCAGAGUGCUCCACUUCUCCUGGUUCAUUGUCAUCUCGCGGCUGAGGGAGAAUAGGUGCACCGUCCCCAUGGAAGGGACCUUGUUGUUCUCGUCUGUGGAUCCCAACAUCAAGGUGACCUUUCCAUCCGGUGCAGUGAACCACACACGCAGUGUGAAAAUGCAGGUGUUGCCUGUUGCGGUGGAGGAGUUACAUGAACUAACAGAUGAUCAGGAUUCUCUCGCAAGCCCUUUGCUCUGCUUGUCUCAAAACUCAGCUGACAACUUUCUGAAACCAGUAAAGAUUCAGCUUCCAUUACCUUCCGGAAUCACAGGUUUGAAUCUGGACCGAUCCAAAGUUCAUUUACUCCAUGGAGAUCCAGAGGUUGAGGACUGGAUGGACAUUACGAAUCAGGUGGUGCUGGAAUUCACUCACCUUUAUGCUAUUUUUGAAGUUAACCACUUCUCAUGGUACUGGCUGUGGUACACAACCAAGACGUACGUUGGUGGAAUCGCUCAAAAAGUAUAUGAACGCCUGAGGAGGUGGCAGGUCAACUUCCUGGCGCGGCAGAGGAAGAGGGAUCCAGAGCAAAUAUUCCUACAGUGCAUUCCCAAACACAAGGUUGAGUCUGUUUGCAAGAAUUUGCAGAAGAGGUAUUGGGGACCCGAGCCAUCUGAUAUUGUCGAAAUGUUUGAAGGAGAAGAAUUCUUUGCUGGAUUUGAAAAGGGAAUUGAAAUUGUUUCAGAUCGGCCAGAUUGCAUAGAUGGGAGAAUCAGUUUCACCUUUUACUCACAUCUGAAGAACAGCAAAGAGGUUUAUAUCUCCACUCUAGAUGACAGGAAAACACAGGCUGUGAAAGGACAGGUUUCCUUUUACCGAGGAUCCUUACCAUCAAAUAUACCUGAAGAGGCUGCGAGGAAGCGGAAAGGACCAGAUUCGAUGUGGCUGGCCACUUUGCCAAUCAAGUUGCCAAAACAGAAAACAAGACUUCAUAAUGAGUCAAGAAAGGAAUCAUCAUAUCCACCAUUAAAUCUAGGUGAUGAAGAGACUGGCUACCUGACUGAAGUGAAUCUUUUGAGUAUUGCAAGAAGGAUCGGGCCAGAAUGGCAGAACAUUGGAAUAAAUCUCGGUUUAACCUACUCACAAUUGGAAAGAAUAGCCCACAAUCACAGGGACGACCUGGGCAAGCAAAUCCUGGAGAUGCUCUUUACAUGGGCACGCUGCAAUGCAAAUGUCUCAGGCUGCAUCAGUCAUCUCAUUGAAGCGAUGAAGGAGAGCGACCGGGAAGAUAUCGCGGAGGAAAUACACAGUAUAAUUGAACUUGGCAAGAAGAAGUACCGCGAGUCCAUUUAUCGAGUUGGACUGAGCCAGGAAAGCAGCAAUGAAGAUUCAGCCAUUGCAAUGGUCUAACCGUGAAGGCACUGGUCUUCGAUCGCAGAUCAAUGAAAAUGCAUUGAACCUUUGGUGAUGGUGCUACAGGAGUUGUUAACUCCUGAAUUAGAAUUUUAUUCAAUAUUUAUUUUUGAUGGAAGUCAGUGUCAAGGAGCGUAGUGAACUCUUGGGAGUUCUAUUGGAAAAUUGCAUCACAAAUUUCUGGGUUUGUAUUUUAUGUAAAUAUAGAGAAGGCUUCAAGACUGAACACAAAAUUUGAAGCGAUGAGCAAUUUACAAUAUUAUUUCAAUUGGAGUGAAGAGCCCUUUAUUUCACUGAUUGUUUGAUUGAUACUUUAUUGUCACUUACUAGCACUGGAACAAACUGUCCACCUUAAAUCUACAUCAAAGAUUUACUCCAUCAGAAUCUGCUAGUCAAAGCCCUUCCUGUUCCCCAUGCAAUUUUGGUAGAAGGAGUGUUUUCCCAUUUAGAAACACAAGUCUUUGCAUUGUGAGUUUCCUAGUACAGUAUUGCCGAACUCUGAUGAAUGGGUACGGUCUGAAAUUCUGGCAGAUCGGGUUGCUAUGAGGCAGUGACAAACCAGGAAGAGAACUUGGCAACACCACACAAUGUCCGCCUUCUUACAUUGCAGGCGUCAUGUUAAUGCUUCCUCCCUAAAGCUUGGCUUUUUUAGAUGAAUGUUGUACUUCACAGUUUAGCAGGCCCAUAUAGAAUAACUAAAUUAGUAAGAAAGUGAGUUCUUAUUGAAUUGUUGAAGUUUUA
Amblyraja radiata (thorny skate) is the source of this 4061-nucleotide messenger RNA. RefSeq names its product p53-induced death domain protein 1 (gene pidd1). The transcript is spliced from 17 exons. Gene Ontology annotation, cellular component: cytoplasm. Bases 681 to 3317 code for a protein of 878 amino acids. The record is from RefSeq and is a predicted model, not a curated record. Gene Ontology annotation, molecular function: protein binding. Gene Ontology annotation, biological process: apoptotic process; signal transduction; DNA damage response. NCBI's taxonomy places the organism in Eukaryota, Metazoa, Chordata, Chondrichthyes, Rajiformes, Rajidae.